UUAAUAAUCACUGAUAGAAAACUCGGGCUUAUGGUCUAAUUGCUUAAAACUACAGUUGAAACCCGCUAUUUCGAAUGGCUGGAGUUCGAAAUAGCCGAUAAUAAAUGACUGAAGGGCAAAUCCAAAAGAACGUGGUCUUGAGUUCGAAAUAACGGUUAAUUCAAAACAACCGAGUUCAAAUUAGCGGGAUUCAACUGUAUCAUUACCCAGUGGCUGACUAUCCAUAAGAAGCUCGCGAUCUGAUUGACUACGUAAGAGUGGUCUAUCGAUGGAGUAGUCUUAAGAGCGCGCGCUUGGUUUUACAGCCAUCGUUGCCGGUAAGUAUUAAAGAAAGCCGUUAAUAAGUCACUUUUAUCGAUAUUCUAAGGUCAAUGUAUUACCCGCUGGGUUAUGAUAAUCAAUGAGACUCCGCUCUAAGUUUCUAUUGACUUUGAUAGCUAUUCAACAGCCGACAGAAGCUUUGAGCUCGCCCAAGCUGAUAAUUAGAACGUCAACAUGACGUCACAAUGAGUAGGGUUAACACAGACAACGGAAAAGCGUGAAAAUGGGAUGAGUCAAAAUGCUUAGACAAGUUCGUCAUAUUUCUGAAGGAAACUUCUACGGCCUGCGGGUCACCAACAAGGCUCGAAAGCUGACUUUGGCAAAAGAGAUCCGCACCCUUGAAGCCUGUAGAGAUGUUCAGACACACGUUUACCGAAAGGAAGAAAAAGAGUUGUUAGGUACACUGAAAAGACUGCAGCUCACAAAACACGAUCAUUUUGACCAUCACGAAGAUUAUGAACAUCCAGAACGCUUGGCUUCCCAUCAUGACAGGGGCCCAAGUUUCCACGCUAAACAACACUCAGCAAGUGAUGAUCAACAGCCUUUACGAAGACCAGCUGAGCCUCAACACAGAAAAAUUCACUUGAAAAUUAAAUCAGAAAUUGGAGACGAUCACAGAUCUUCAACGAAAGUAAAUGUAAGUACGAAUGUCUCCGAUGUGAGUGUAAUUAUAUCGCAUUCACCAAUAGCAGAUUCAAACACCGCUGCAAAGCAAAUGUCUUCAAGUACUCUUCCCCCAGUGUCAAAAAGAGAAGCUGGAACAGACCUUCAUAGGACAGAAGCGUUCACGUAUUGUGUUGUUUGUAACUUACCGCCAUACGCUCAUGGACGGGAAAGUAAAUGUACAUGUCAAGGCAAUCCUUCUAAGAAAGCUCACCACAGUCAUGACCUCAAGAACGGUUCAAAGAAACGAAUGAAAAGUAAUACAGACGAAGAGGAUCUGCAAAAGUUUGGUGCUCAAAGAGAGAGGAGGCGAAGCUGGGAGGAUGACAAUGUUCCCGCUCGGCUUGCGCUAAAACAAAGGUUGCCAAAGUUUGUGGGGAAUCAAAUACACCACGGAAGGAGUAGAACUUCCAGCUUUGAGGAUGACAACAAGAACAGUCAUGCACCAAGGGGCUUAGACGACUACACAUCUUAUGUACCAGGUAUUGGUCCUCAUAAGCGGAACUUAACAGACAACAAUAUAGUACCAACUGGUCAUGGGUAUGACCAUAGAAAGCGCAGCAGAGAAAAUAGCCUUGGGGAGUCUAAAAGUAGAAAGAGCAAUCUUGAUGAAGGUCCAAGCCGCUGGAGAAGUUAUACUGAGGACCGAAGUAGAGAGAGCAGAUUUGAGGACCAAGGCGAGCCCCAUUACAUGCGGCCACCCAAGGGUCAUGGAUCACGACCCAACAAAACUAGACAGGAGGAAGAGCUUUACGAUCUCUAUAACAGAUUACAAAGAAUCUUUCCUGUGCACGACAAACGGCAAUACCACAGCAACGAAGGUGAUCCUUAUCACAGGUACAACCGUUAUCCUGGUGACCAUCCCCAUUCCACCCACCUACCUCUGUCCAAAUCGCACAGAGACGCAACCUCUGCUGAGAAAGCUGAAGACCAAGCACCCGCUUUCAGUGGCCUGCUACAUCCUGACAACAUCAUCAACCAUCAUCACUUUCUGCCUCAUGAAGCUAACAAACAGGAGAAGUCUCGCAGUACUAGUCUCCAUGUUCCUGUGCAUCCUGCUGGCUUUCACGUCUUUGGAGUUGAUCACCAUGGACACCGACAGGAAGUAAGUUUCUACGUGACACCCGCUUCGACUUCUCAUAUUGCUGCUGCCUUCGAUCGAGACCACGAUCAGGACAGUGGUAUACACGCGAUGCUUGUGAAACUAAAGCAGCUACUGAACGUCUAUCAUCAAAUGGACAAUGAGGCACACAGAUAUCCCUGGCCCAGUCCUCCCACGGGCAAAUUCACCACUGAAGAAUUUCAAAAGCUAAGAGACUGUAGAUAUCUACGGCUAACAAAGAGUAACAUCGAGAGCUUGCAACAAUUACAGAAGAACGUCGAGGAACAGAAUCGAUACAAAGAGAGGCAAACUUGUCAGAAAACUGAUUCGAUAUUACUUGAAGUUCAACGAACAACAGAGAACCUAGCUACAAAAAAGUUUGAGUGGAGCCUGAGGCUCUGCUCUCAACACUCAACAGGAACUAUACACUCUAGCUAUUCAUUCCCUGACGCUUUCGCUAAAACUCACAAAAUUAACAGUGUGUUAAGAAUAUUUAUCUCAAUGAAUCUGCAGUUCUACGUGACACCCGCUUCGACUUCUCAUAUUGCUGCUGCCUUCGAUCGAGACCACGAUCAGGACAGUGGUAUACACGCGAUGCUUGUGAAACUAAAGCAGCUACUGAACGUCUAUCAUCAAAUGGACAAUGAGGCACACAGAUAUCCCUGGCCCAGUCCUCCCACGGGCAAAUUCACCACUGAAGAAUUUCAAAAGCUAAGAGACUGUAGAUAUCUACGGCUAACAAAGAGUAACAUCGAGAGCUUGCAACAAUUACAGAAGAACGUCGAGGAACAGAAUCGAUACAAAGAGAGGCAAACUUGUCAGAAAACUGAUUCGAUAUUACUUGAAGUUCAACGAACAACAGAGAACCUAGCUACAAAGUAACGAUAGUUUUGUGGUA
Molecule: messenger RNA, 2984 nt
Organism: Orbicella faveolata
Lineage: Eukaryota; Metazoa; Cnidaria; Anthozoa; Scleractinia; Merulinidae
Source: RefSeq, a predicted model, not a curated record